Molecule: messenger RNA, 1392 nt
Organism: Carlito syrichta (Philippine tarsier)
Lineage: Eukaryota; Metazoa; Chordata; Mammalia; Primates; Tarsiidae
Gene: TMED10
Product: transmembrane p24 trafficking protein 10
Exons: 5
Coding region: 88-747 (219 amino acids)
Biological process (GO): Golgi organization; endoplasmic reticulum to Golgi vesicle-mediated transport; intracellular protein transport
Cellular component (GO): endoplasmic reticulum; endoplasmic reticulum-Golgi intermediate compartment; COPII-coated ER to Golgi transport vesicle
Source: RefSeq, a predicted model, not a curated record
CGGCGUCAUUAGGUCAGAGGUGAAUCACGUGGAUAUUCCCGGUUCCGGCGCGGCCGAGGCCCGCGGUGGUGAAGACUCUCUGGCACCAUGUCUGGUCCGCCCGGCCUACUAUCCUGGCGUGGCCCUUGCCCGUUGGCCUGGCUGCUUUUGUUCCUGUUCGGCCCCAACUUGGUCCUUGCUAUCUCCUUCCAUCUGCCGGUUAACUCCCGCAAGUGCCUCCGCGAGGAGAUUCACAAGGACCUGCUGGUGACAGGCGCUUACGAGAUCUCCGACCAGUCCGGGGGCGCUGGCGGCCUGCGCAGCCACCUCAAGAUCACAGAUUCUGCUGGCCAUAUUCUCUAUUCCAAGGAAGAUGCAACCAAGGGGAAAUUUGCCUUUACCACUGAAGAUUAUGACAUGUUUGAAGUGUGUUUUGAGAGUAAGGGAACAGGGCGGAUACCUGACCAACUCGUGAUCCUAGACAUGAAGCAUGGAGUGGAGGCGAAAAAUUACGAAGAGAUUGCAAAAGUCGAGAAGCUCAAACCAUUGGAGGUGGAGCUGCGCCGCCUAGAAGACCUUUCAGAGUCAAUUGUGAAUGAUUUUGCCUACAUGAAGAAGAGAGAGGAGGAAAUGCGCGAUACCAACGAGUCAACAAACACCCGGGUCCUAUACUUCAGCAUCUUUUCAAUGUUCUGCCUCAUCGGACUAGCCACCUGGCAGGUCUUCUACUUGCGUCGCUUCUUCAAGGCCAAGAAGUUGAUUGAGUAAUAAGAGAGGUGCGCUUUCCUCCCACCUUGUAUCUCAGCCAGCAGGACAUCGCUGGGACAUGCCUGGCCUAAGGCAUCCUGCCAACAGCACCAUCAAGGCACAUUGGAGCUUUCUUGCCAGAACUGAUCUCUUUUGGUGUGGGAGGACAAGGGGUACCACCUACAGCCAACAAGUCAAAGAGGGACUUCUUUUUAACUUCGUAGGAUUUGGACUGGUUUUGCAACAACAGGGACUAUUAUUAGAGUCACCUAUGACAAAAAAUAACAGGGGUUACCUAGGUAAUGCCAGAGCCAACAUUUGUACUGGUUUCCUCAUAUGAUCUGUUAGAACCAUACUUCUUUCCUUCUCCCAUUUGCUCCCCAGCUUGGGUUUCUGCUCCAUUUCUUUUUCCAAGAGUUGUGCGACCAUGUUGAGCUGGUUUUAUUCUGAUUGUCCUCUUUGGGUUUCCUUGUGAAAACACUCUUCACCUUCUCUUGGCCUUUAGUUGAAAUGUUUACCUAGCUUCUGGUGAUGUCUUUUUAUAAUUUUAUGUCUCUUAGAAGGGUGAUGGAUGUGAUGCCUCAUAAAAGGGAGCUUUGACCUGUAUAUAACGCCUAAAGAAAAUUUCAUUUUAAACAAUUAAAAUAUUUGUGCUCAACUGUUGAA